This is a messenger RNA of Topomyia yanbarensis, 7006 nucleotides long. Its product is annotated as band 4.1-like protein 4A. Gene Ontology annotation, cellular component: cytoskeleton. NCBI's taxonomy places the organism in Eukaryota, Metazoa, Arthropoda, Insecta, Diptera, Culicidae. The transcript is spliced from 15 exons. Bases 2751 to 6185 code for a protein of 1144 amino acids. The record is from RefSeq and is a predicted model, not a curated record.
GCUGUUGAUCCGAUCGGUUCAAUUUUUUAAGCUGCGUUCGGUGCUGGUGUGUGAGGUAUCCGUUUCGAAUUGUUGAUUUAUUUCGGUGCCCCAAGGAUUUCGUGUUGUGUUUGUGCACCAGUAGGUGGUAGUGACGGGCCAGGAAUUUCGGGAAAAACUGAUCGCGGUUUCUGUGAUUGAUCGAAGUGUGCUUUGAAAUUUAGGACCCAAUGCUUGGACCAACCCGAACAGUGAUGGGUGGUGGGUGGUGGUGAAAUAUGAGCCAUUUCUAAUGAAAAGCCUGCUUUGUUCGCUGGUGUGGUGUGCCCGCAUGUGUUACGAGAAUCCGGCCGAUUGCUCCAGUUUCGCAGCGGAUUUUUAGCUACGAUAACUUUUUUUUUUCGAAACAAUUAUUCAUGUGUUGCAAGCAAGCAAGCAAUAACAAGAUUAGUAUUUAGUGCACGCGUUGCGUUCCGUUUGGAUGGUGUGCGCAUUUCUUGGAGAAAGGCCCAUGUGUUGUGUUGAUCGAGCCGCUAAAGCUAAAAACAUCGGCGUUUGUGUAGUGUAACGAAUGUUUAUAGUUUUUCACUUUUUAUGCUCCGUUCCAGCAAACUAUUAAUAGCUGCUGUAGCGUAAACAGUGUUUGCUUGCGGUUACUUCCGUGAGUCAUACCGGGAAGACGAUCUGCCCAGAGCUGUCGGAAUAGCGAGAAGAAAUUCACAGUUGAUUGAAUGACCUGUGCCCUGAGUCGGUUCAUGGAGAUCGUUGUGCAUCCGAAAGUGUUAACAGUGUCAGACUCCCACGAGUUAAGUGAGUGCGUGUCUACUGGAUUAAGUGAUUAAUGCCUGUGAGAAGAAUCGGUGAAGCAAGUUGAAUGCUUGGAAAGAAGAAUAAAAGUGAAACCAAAAACUUGGAUUUAGUUUUUUGGUUCGUUCUGCAUCAGUAACAGUAAGCAGUGUCAGCAGCACGGGUGUUACCUGUGUCGAUCAACAUUCAACAACUCGAGUGCAUGUGUGAACAAUACCAGGGAUAUCCUGUCGGUGACCUGGAAUUACAACAGCUAGUGCGGUUUGCGUCGCAAGUGUUUCAGUGAAAGACUCCCACGCUGUCGAGCUCAAUCCCAGACCCAGGCCCAAUAGGGUUGCAAUUUGGACCGUUGCUCUGUGUCUCUAAAUAAGUACACCAACGUUCCCAGUAUUAUUAUGUGAUGCACUAUGAACCCGAGAGUGUUGGCAUAGCACUUGUUCGUUCGUGCAAGUUUACUUUUGUUUUGUACCAUCUCUCAUUUGCUUCUCGCCGUCACGGAAAUUAAAAAGUGGAAAAGCUAAAACGAGGUAAAUCGUAGGAAAAAAUUUCCAUUUUGAAUGGCGGUAGUGUUCUAAUUUUCAGGCCGCUUUCCACCAUACCUCCUUUCCCGUUCUGCGAAUCCUCUUCCUCCCUCUUUGUUUUCAAGCAGUGAGAAACCGGUGCUAUAAUUGCACCUGAAAAAGAUAACAUCUUAGACAAUAGCAUAAUUGUCAUACCUUCAUCUUCAUUUGGAACCGGGAGGGGGACCUACGGGUCGUGUGAUUUGUCAGAAGAAUGGAAAUUUAAUCCCAGUUAGUCAGAGUCAUAGAAAGGUGGGUGCAUCUUGCAACGUGGGAGUUUCCAUCAAAGGACGGACCCAAGCUUGCAAACAAUAGCGAAAUUGAAUCUUUUUUUUUGCGCGCCCCAUUCCGCCAGGGCAAACCGUCCCGAAGUGAUCCAUCCAUCAUCGCAGGGCGUUAAUUGAAGUGAAGGAUCGCUACCUCGGUCGAGCAAACAAAGAGACAUACAAAGCUGACGGUGGUAGCUGAAAAGCCAGGCGAAACCACCAAAAGUCCACCACCCGCAAGAUUGCAGUGUGCGAUAUCGUUCGCGGACGUCCCCCUAGAAGAACUAACGGCCACCCGACGAUAGACCAUCGGAUCAGCAGCAGCUAAAAUCCUCGGAGAUAAUUACGCGACGGUCGGGAGUUCGCUAAUAACAACAAACAAUAGCCCCAGCAUACCGGUGUAUAAUUUAUCAACUUUCAAUCGAGCAAUCAAUCAAUCAAUCAAUCAACCGAUCGAUCGAGAGCAGCUCGCAGCGACGGCAGCAAUUGGUCCGGUCUUUUGCUCACGGAUUUGCGAAGGAAACUUUGUACGCACUGAUCUCGGCUAAAGCAAAAAAAAUAUAUAUACGAAGAAGAACAAGUAAAAGAGGAAGGCUAGUUCUGGUGUGACGCGUACACCUUCUAGGUCGCGAAGGUGAUAAAUCAACAAACAGCUCGACUCUGUCUGCGAAGUUGCUUGUCCUAUUCGUCGAAAUCCCCAGAAGCUAAGUGAGGGAACAACAAGAAAAGACCGAUCGCGAAAGACUGCGCCGCCCCGUAGGUACUACACUGCACUGACGGAGUCACCCGCUUGAAGGAUCUUCAGCUUGAAUUGCACAAUAGGUCCGCCGGUAAGCGAGCGAACCCAGUGAGUGAGCUAGUGAGUGAGUGGAAGAAGCGAUGAUGGAUGAGACUACGGCAAGUUCUGAAAAGAUCCGACAGUUGGUUGCGGUUGGCGCGGGAAUUCACCCGGCCGCAUAAUCAGUCACCGCGCGAGUCGUAUGUGGAAGUGGAGUUAUUUUCUCAUAAGGUUGUUGUUGUUUUUUUUGUGAUUGUGAUCUUUCCCGAGAGAAUUCUUUUUUCCCCCGGCCGGGUGUGAAGUUGAGUGAUAGUUCUUUUGACUCGGUGAAGCUUGUGUUCAUCGACUGAUCGCCUCACGAUGUACUGCCUUUGUCGAUCAUCGAAGACCAUCGCGCUACGGAUUGUGCUCCUGGAUGAGACCGAUUUCCUGCAUGAAUUACAGGACGAUCUGCCCGGUCAAGCCUUGCUAGAUGUAGUAUUCGCAAGACUGAACCUGAUAGAGACUGCCUAUUUCGGAAUACGAUACAUAGAUCAGGAUAAUCAGACGCACUGGCUGGAUCCUGCCGCCCGUUUGUCACGGCAGCUGAAAGGCAGCAAGGUGCCCUUCGACCUGUACUUUGGGGUUAAGUUUUACGCUUGCGACCCGUGCAAGUUGGUGGAGGAAAUCACGAGGUACCAACUCUAUCUGCAGGUCAAGCAGGACAUUCUUCAGGGCAGGCUGCCGGUGUCUUUCGAGUUGGCAGCAGAACUUGGCGCCUACGUUAUCCAAGCCGAACUCGGCGACUAUGACCCCCGGAAGCACCCAUCCGCGUACGUAUCGGAGUUUCGUCUACUUAACAAUCAGACGAAGGAAAUCGAAAAUCGGAUCCAUGAGUUGCACAUGCAGCUGAAGGGGAUGUCCCCCUCGCAGGCCGAGUUUAACUACCUCGAUAAGGUGAAGUGGCAUGAUAUGUACGGAGUCGAUCUUCACCCGGUGCUGGGUGAAGAUAGCGUGGAAUAUUUCCUCGGCCUAACUCCAGGCGGUAUUGUAGUUUUGCGAAACAAGACCACCGUUGCGCAUUACUAUUGGCCCCGGAUAGCCAAGGUGUACUUCAAGGGACGCUACUUCAUGUUAAGGGUCUGUGAUAAGAAUAACGAGAUUAGUACGUACGGUUUCGAGACACCAAAAAAGAGUGCCUGUAGGCAUCUAUGGAAGUGCUGUGUAGAACAUCACUCAUUUUUCCGGCUCGUGAGAACCGCUCCGAUGCAGGCCGCUUCCGGAGCGGCUAGUAUGAAUUCGCUAAGCUCUAAAUUCAGGUACAGCGGGCGAACGGAACGACAGCAGAUAUCCGAAUCUAUGGCUCAGCAGCGAGCUCCCCCCGCAUUCACCAGAACUCCUUCUAGAAGGCAGCCCAGAAGAAUAAUAGACGAAAAACCAGAAGAGAAGAUUUUCGACGCACCAAAAUAUAUCCAGCAGGAAAUCAAAUCCGUUUCGAUACCUCAACCAGCGCAAACGUUUGAUAGUCCUUAUCGUUCUACUUGCAGCAUUCCAGCUGCACUAACCAGUAGCAAUAAAUCCUAUCCAGCACCACCGGACUCUCCUCGUAGCACUCGCAGCGCACCGUGGAUGCGAUCCCAGCAGCGUGGUCUAUUCGGGAUCAACUCUAGCCCGAAGUCGGUGCGAUCUGCGUCAACACGGAUGAGUGCUCCGGCGAACACAAAUCGAAUGCGAUCGAGCUCAGUGGAAAGCCACUCGUCAAAUGAGUCCCGCUCCGGACGACGUCGUCGGCACCGAAGUCGACGAGUAUCGGACAAUGAAAGUGAAAUGUCACGCGGCUCCGGACGUUCCGGUCGGUCACACAACUCUCACCGGAAACACCGCCGACAUCGUUCCAAGAACCGCCGGAAUCGGUCCGACACGGAAAGUCGCGAUCGUAGCUAUUCCAGCCAUCGACGUUCUACGGAAUCUAUCGAAUUGGUAGACUCUGGCGAACAGUGGCUUGAGGUUCAACGUAAACAAACGGAUAACGUCCAGAAGGCAGCCGUCAUUAAAAGCAGUCAGGUACUGAAAGGUUCCACACCAGACUCUGGAAUUGUACAUCACCACCGCAGUAGGCGACAUCGAAAGCACCGUUCACCGUCAGAAAAAAUUUGGUCAAGCGAGCUGACAAAACACCUGCAGUUCGAUCUGGUCGAUACCGCCGGAAUGACGGAGGACCAGCUUCGAGAGAUUCCGUACACAGUGGUCGAAACUGACAAUCUAGCUACCAAAAAACCCAGUGCUCUCAAGGUUCACAAAACUAGUCAUCACGGAAACCCACGGAUCGAUCGGAUACGGGAGUAUCCUAAGGAGAACGUGGCUGACAAUCUGUGUGGUGUGAACGGAUCGAUCCGGUCUGCUAGCACCAUCAGUUCGUCUCGGGAUUACGAUCGAAACUCUGGUUUGAUAAGAAUGAUGUCCAGCAUGAGCAUGGGUGACUUCAUUUCUCCUACGGGUUCCAGCAUUAGUCCAUUGGAUAGUUCUGGUUUACGUGUGAGCCAUGAACACACAGAUUCCGGUCUUGGAGCGGAUCAAGAUUAUGCGUAUUCUUCGGAAAGAUCCAGCGAUAGCGCCAAGUAUGGAACCAAUAAGUCGUCAGGAGCAUCGGUCACCUCAGCUCACACCAAAUCAUCCUCGUCGAACAACAUGAAGAGUCACCAUCACCCAGUGAGUAGUAGUAGUACAACUACCACGACCCGGAAGCCACCACUCUGCCCAAACAGGCAGCAGAAGCUUCCGGGUCCAGUUAUUCCCGGUGUGCACUGCACAUCCAGCGGCCAUAACAACCGUUUAAUCAAUAGCAGUAACACACACGUUCAAAACAAUCACUACACGUUUAGCCUAAACCGGAAUAGUGAAACUUCCGGGCAUGGAAGCCGUAACACCUUUGGGUCUAGCACUGGCUUUGGGCUUAGCUCAUACGGUUAUCUAGAUUCUGCCGCGACACUGUCAUCAACCUCACCGUAUCACUACUACUACGAUGGCACCGGAUUCCGCAGUGGUGCUAACCAAUCCGGUAUUAUGACAGGUGUUUCUGGGUUCGAAAACUCUCGGCUAGGCUCCAUUCGUGGAACCAAGUCCGACAUUGGAGUCUCGAUUCGCCCUAAGCAUCACCGACAACAGCAGUACAUUAGCAAUGUACAUAACCUCAACCGCGCUGCGAACGGUGGCAGUAAACGAGCUAUGAUUCCGUCCACCAAAACGGACUAUCUUGAGAACUAUAAGACUGGUCUAGAGAGGCUUAAGCUAACCGCCAACGUCAGUAAUAAUAACAAUAACAACAAUCCUCCGGAGGCAUUCACCGGACUGAUGAACGCUUCCGCGAGUGUGCAAAAUAUCAUAAAUAACAACUACCAACCGUCUACACCCAGCAACGGAACUGGUUCGGUUAGUAGCAGUCCAGUCAAUGGGCAGGCCAAGUCUAGUAAGGGUCCUCUAGUUUUUCUGGAUUCGAACAAGAAUCGAAACAAUCCCGCCCAUGAUAGUCAAUUAUUUCAGGCAAACUCCGGAACUGCUGCCAGUGGAUCCCCGACCAGUGUAGUGAGUGAUAGCGCCAGCGUGCCGAAAAACGGCAAGAACCAGUUGGAGAACGGGGUUGGCAGUGGCAGACCAACUCCAGUGCCACUCGCCGGUUCCAAUCUGCACAGAACCGGCGUUGAUUUUAGUCGGAAAAAUUCCCUCAACAGUAAGACCGCCUCCAAGGGCCCGGGAAACAGAUCGUCCAGUCUAGAACUGAUACUAACACCCAUUAUUCAGAGCAGGCGGGUGCAGUAAUCAUGGGCGAAAUGAGCACCGAAUUGUAGAACUCAUUACCGAACGGACAGGGAAACGGACAACGCACAGCAUGCAGGUUGAAAUUGAAACGACCAUACGCUCUGGAAAUGUCCGAAAACUGGUCCGGACCGUUAGAGAGAACAGAUGAAAAAAAAAUGGUAGCUAGCAACGAACGCGUUUUUUAAGUAAACUGUACAAUACUCACAUUAUAGUCUAAAAUUAAGGAACAAGAAAAAAAAUCAAGUGUUGUGUUUAAACUUUAAGCCUUCAACAUGUGUAUAUUGGUAGACACUAUCGUACAGUAGAUGUUUGAUGUUACUUCUUGAGUGAGAACGCCGAAUUCAGGACGCUUCUUUAGAUGUUUCUAGGUCAUUUUAAGAGAAUUUUUAAUGUGCUCCGAUAUUAUUUUGCUACUCGUCUCGCUAUCACACCGCUAUCUACGAUUGCAAUUACGUACCAAAUACUAAAUUUUAGCAGGUUUUACAAGUAUUCGUAACCGUUACUGCCGAUAAUUAUAAUACGAUAACUAAACACACGUAUAUACUUGCUAUUUGGACAUUCAAAGCUAAUUGAUAGGAAGACCGUUCUAAGUGUUGAGUGAAAACAAACCCAGUUUACCGAAUCUCUUGAAUGCAUGUAUCGAAGAAUACCGAUGUAUUUUUACAAUCUAUAUCCGAUGGGAAGCAAGGUUCUCCAGAACAAUAUGACAACAAAUGAAUGGAAAGUUGUAAAAGAAUCUGUAUUUUCGAAAACCGACAAAAUUUAAUUUGUAAUCUCUGAGCUAACACUGGAAAUCAAAUAAACGAUUAUUUACGAACCAA